Molecule: messenger RNA, 4029 nt
Organism: Notolabrus celidotus (New Zealand spotty)
Lineage: Eukaryota; Metazoa; Chordata; Actinopteri; Labriformes; Labridae
Gene: nid1a
Product: nidogen 1a
Exons: 20
Coding region: 233-3832 (1199 amino acids)
Biological process (GO): cell-matrix adhesion
Molecular function (GO): calcium ion binding
Source: RefSeq, a predicted model, not a curated record
AGUAUGAGGAGUAAGGCAUGAGGAGUAAAGCAUGAGGAGUAAAGUAUGAGCUCCUCUUCUCCCUGCAUGUCUCUGUGUGUGUUGGUGCUUCCCUGAAAGCAGCGCUCCGCCCCGCGUGUCCCAAACUCUGCCUGAACUUUCUUUAUUGGAGCGCGUGCGUCACUCUCCGCUAACCUGGCCCGGACAGACCUCGGGACGGCUCCACGGCUCCACGGCUCCUCACACACGAACAAUGGGUUGGCAGCAUCGAGGAUGGGUCGUCUGUGCCACUUUUCUCGGAUUCGUGGCGUUGGCGCAGAGCGUGACGCGAGACCAGCUCUUCCCUUUCGGUCCGCGCGCAGGAGACCAGAUCCUGGACCCGGGGAGUGACCAGACGCACAAAGUCGACCUGGACAAGCCCGUGCUGUUUUUCGAUGGCUCUUUCGACAGCAUCUUUAUCAACACCAAUGGUUUUGUUGCCACAACAGAGCCAACAAGCGAGUCGACAUAUCUUGGCAAAAUGCCCCCAAGUUUCGGCAUGAUCGCAGCUCUUCAGGGAGACUAUGACACCAGCGACGGUGUGGGGAAAGUUUUCUUCCGUCAAGACUCCAGUCCGGACGUUUUGUCUCGAGCCGCCAACACCAUCAACAACGCCUUCCCUGAGGAUCCUGAAGUCCAUCCCACACAUGCUGUGGUCAUCACCUGGGACAACAUCGGCACACGUGGACCACUAAGCAGAGGAGAUCGGAUCGAAAAGAGGAGGAACACCUUCCAGCUGGUCAUUGCCACCCCGGAGACGGCCUCGUAUGCGAUCGUCCUGUAUGCUGAGAACGGGAUACAGUUUGUGUCCACGCCCACAGGAGACAGGAAUAUGAUCAUGCACGCUGGCUUCAGUCAGGGUUUGGUCCGGGGUUUCCUGUUUUCCAGUCAGGGCACGUACUACAGGACCACCACUGAUGACGAGGAGUCUGUCAGAACUUUGGCGGAGGAGACAAACUCUGGCAUCCGGGGUGUUUGGGUCUUCGAGAUCGGAACUGCUCCUUAUUUUAGCAGCGUGGCUCCAGGUGAGGUCCCAGACCUGUUCCCGGAAGGGACACCGCAGGGGUCCCCCGAGGGCCACGAGGAGGCCCCUGAUAGAAGAAGGCUUGUGGUUUCUAAUGGGCAGCAGGUGGAGUACCCUCCUUAUGAAGGGGAGGAGAUCCAAGUCCACCCAGUCCAGUACCAGCCCCAUCAACCUCAGAAUCCAGAGGUGGUGGUGGUGGAUGACACGGAUAUAAAUGUAGACGUGUUCUCAUACAACCUGGGGACUUGUACCAACAACAGGAAUAAGUGCUCUCAGUUUGCCGACUGCAAAGACUACUCCAGCGGAUACUGCUGCCACUGCAGACCGGGAUUUUAUGGCAACGGGAUCCAGUGUGUGGCAGAAGGGAAGCCGCAGAGAAUGAACGGUAAAAUGCACGGGAGAGUAUACGUGGGCAACUCUCCCUCUCCUGUGGAGUUCAACAGCAACGAUCUGCACUCGUAUGUUGUGGUGAACGACGGUCGAUCAUAUGUGGCCAUCAGCGACAUCCCGUCCCCCCUCGGCCCCUCGCUGCAGCCCCUCUCGGCCCUCGGCGGGGUGAUCGGGUGGGCGUUUGCUCUGGAGCAGCCUGGCUUUAAGAACGGCUUCAGCAUUAUUGGGGGGGAGUUCACACGGCAGGCUGAGGUGACCUUUCUGCCGGGGAAUGAGAAGCUGACCAUCACGCAGGAGUUCAAAGGCAUCGAUGAGCACGACCACCUGGCUGUCAGCACCACCAUGGAGGGCCGGGUCCCUGAGGUGCCAGGGGGCGCCACCGUGAAGAUCGACCCUUACUCUGAGAUCUACCAAUACAGCAACAACCUGAUCACUACCUCCUCCACUCGGGACUACUUGGUGAACCUCCCUGAUGGCUCCACAGACACCAGGACGUAUCAGUGGCGUCAGACCAUCACCUUCCAGAGCUGCCAGCACGACGAGGCUCUGAGAGACAUGAAACCCACUCAGAUGCUCAGCGUGGACCAGGUCUUUGUCAUGUACGACGCUAAUAAUGAACUCAUCCGGUUCGCCAUGAGCAACAAGAUCGGGGAUGUCAACGGAGGUCAGCCAGAGGAGAACCCCUGUUUCACUGGGAGACACGGAUGUGACACGAGCGCCGUGUGCCGACCUGGAGAGGGGACGCAGUUCACCUGUGAGUGUGCGACCGGCUUCAACGGGGAUGGACGCACAUGUUACGAUGUCGAUGAGUGCAGAGAAGAUCGUCAGAUCUGCGGCUCCCACGCUAUCUGCAACAACCAGCCCGGGACUUUCCGCUGCGAGUGUGAAGACGGGUAUCAGUUCGCCGGGGACGGGCAGACCUGCGUGGAGACGGAUCGACCCAGGGACGCCUGUGAGGAAGGCACUCAUACUUGUGACAUUCCUGAGCGCGCUCAGUGCAGCUACACAGGAGGCUCGUCCUACAUCUGCUCCUGCCUGCCCGGGUUCAUCGGAGACGGUCGGGUCUGCCAAGACAUCGACGAGUGCCAGCCGGGUCGAUGUCAUCAGAACGCCGUGUGUUACAACAACGAGGGAUCAUUCACCUGCCAGUGCCGACAAGGUUACUACGGAGACGGGUUCUACUGCUCUGCAGAACGGACAAAAACACAAUGUGAGAACCACAGAGACAGCCUGGGGUUCGGCCCUCGCGGCCCUCGGCCUCCCGUCGGACAGUACGUCCCCACGUGUGACGAGAACGGAGCGUACGAGCCUCUGCAGUGUCACGGCAGCACGGGACACUGCUGGUGCGUGGACCGGAACGGACAGGAGGUUCCCGGGACUCGCUCCGGACCCGGUAGCAGGCCGAUGUGUAUCGAACACGGUGGUGAGCGGCCACCUGUUGGCCCCACCCCUCGACCCGAUGUCAACCCACUUCCUGCAGGAACACACCUGCUGUUUGCUCAGAGCGGCAGGAUAGAGCACGUCCCGCUGGACGGUCACGAUAUGAAAAAGAGUGACGCCAAGGCUGUCCUCCAUCUUCCCGAGAAGGUAAUCAUCGGAGUGGCCUAUGACUGUGUGGAGAAGAUGGUGUACUGGACAGAAAUCACGUCUCCCUCCAUCAGCAAGGCCAGCAUCCAGGGAGGAGAGCCCACGGCUGUCAUUAGCUCAGAUUUGGACAGCCCAGAGGGGAUCGCUGUGGACCACCUGGGCCGGACUUUGUUCUGGACGGACUCUGUGAAGGACCGUAUCGAGGUGGCCUCUUUGGAUGGGUCGAUGCGCCGAGUGAUUGUAGACACUGAUCUCGUCAACCCACGAGCCAUCAUCACCGACCCCCCCAACGGAAACCUUUACUGGACCGACUGGAACCGUGACGCCCCAAAGAUCGAGACCUCGUACAUGGACGGAUCGAACAGACGGGUUCUUGUGAAGGACAACCUGGGCCUUCCAAACGGCCUGACGUUAGACUCUCAGAGCUCCAUGCUCUGCUGGGCAGAUGCAGGGACUCAUAAAAUGGAGUGCAUGCAUCCAGGCCGGGGCGACCGCAGACAGAUCGUAGAGGGGGUUCAGUACCCGUUUGGAAUAACGUCGUUUGGGAAGAACAUCUACUACACCGACUGGAGGAGGGACGCCGUGGUCGUUGUGGACCGCUACGCUGGCAAGGAGUCCGACGAGUUCCAGCCUCAGAAACGGACCAAGCUGUACGGGAUCACCACAGCCUACUCCCAGUGUCCUUCAGGACAAAACUACUGUGCUGUGAACAACGGCGGCUGCUCCCACCUCUGUUUAGCGACCCCUAACGGCAGCUCCUGCAAAUGUCCCGACAACGCGGUGGGCUGCGUGGAGAGAGGCGGCGGGUACUAGAAGACGGCAGCUGCUCUCUGAGAGUCGACACUGUGUGGAUGUUUGUCAGCGAAUUAGGAGCCACUCAGCAUUACUAAACUAUUCGCCAUAUUCACGCGGCAGCCAUUUUCCUCUGAUGUCAAGCUUCGGCUGGGACGCUCAAACGCUUUGUUAUAUUGGAGGUUUGAAGGUGCUAAAGUAAAUGAUAAAUGUUUUAA